AGUAUGUCUCUUCUCUUCAGCUGAAACCCAUAAACACAGCUAUGAAGUACCACCUGUUCCUUCUCAGACUCUUAGUCACCAUUGGAAACACAGAAAGUCAACAUCUCAGCUCUGUGACUAAAGUGUGUGUACAGAGUGGAAAAAGCAUCACCAUUCCAUUCCUCUAUGACCAGAAGUACAAAGGUUACAAGAAAAUCUGCCAACGAGGAUUUGGAGCUGUAACCCAUCCAGACUGGGAGGCUAAAGUACAUAAUGGGAAUAAUAAAAGCUCUAAGACCAUGUCUAUGUCUGAUGAUGUCACCAACAGCAUUUUCACUCUGACUGUGAGGAUGGAUGUUGGAGUGCAGUAUACUAACGUGAAUGUUAAGAAAUAUAGUUGUGCUGUUGUAGGAGGUGGGCCAAAUAAUGAGAAAGUGUUCACAUUGUUAGACACAGACGAUAUUCCAGAACUCCGUGUUCAGAAUCAAACUGUAUUUGGAUAUGAAGGUGGGACUGUGGCUGUAGACUGCCUCCAUAAAAACCUCACUGGAGAGAAGAAGUGGUGCAGAAUUGAUGGAUCUUGUUUGAAAGGAGAAGUAGAUGGAAUGUCAGUGGAGACAGUAGAUGCAGCAGGAGUGUUCAGAGUGACUCUGAGGAACCUCCAGGAGAAGAACAACGGCUGGUACUGGUGCUCUGUGGGAACAUUCCAGAUGCCUUUUCACAUCACUGUCAGUAAGAGGACCAUUCUUCACACCACCAUCACUCCAACACUCCAGACAUCUCCAACAACAGAGAUGUCUAAUAACAGUUCAGCUGAAACUUCCAUUUCCCCAGAAAUCUGUGAAUGCACUUCCAUUCUGAAUCUCGAAAAAGAAAUCUGGAAACACAUUCUUGGCACCCUUUUGAAGUCUGCUGUGGCCCUGGUCUGUCUCACUCUCUCUAUCAUAACUGCAGUGAAGCUCCUGAAGCUCAGAGCUGCUCUAUCUAAAGAUGACAGAAAUGCUCCUAUUCCCAGUGCUGAGUAACAAACCCCAGUAUUGAGUUGGACUGGCCUGAAGCAGCACUGUGUGCACUCUGCCAUUAGUUGCUUAAUUCUUAAUUUUGCAGCUGAAGGUCAGGCAGUGGGUGAUGGGCUUCUGAGUCACUAAGAGUAGAGCAAAGGAAAGCAUUCAAGGCAGAAUUCCUUGAUCAGAAAUGAUACAUUGUUUAGACGCUGAUAAUAUGUUGUUUAUUCGCAGCUUAAAAGACUGCUAAUGGCCCGUCUUAAACUGCACCAUAUUUCAACAGAGCUAGAUGCUUUUACAUGGCUAGAUGACUGUAUACUACUGUAUUAUGAUCAAUUGCUGAUAAUGAAUUUCACAUUCUUAUUUUUUGUUGUUUAUUGUGAUGUGGUUGAUGUCAUACUGAAUAUGAUGCCUUUUAUAUUAUGCAGGUAAUUCAAUAUUCUGUUCUAUUUUACACCAAUAUUGUGAGGACAAAACAAGCUUUUAUUUUAAUAUUAUACAUUUAAAGGUAAAACUUUACUUGACUCAACAUUCAUACCAAACCUUUAAUGAAUGUGAAAGACAGAACAACGACAACUUGUCAAAAUAAAAGUCCAAUUUGUCAAAACAAAAGUCCAUUUUUGUUCCAGACCUCUUACCUGAUUACGUCACAUCUGAGUCAAUGGGGUAAAUAUUUCAUGAAUAUCUUAAGUCUACAUCAA
Messenger RNA from Alosa sapidissima (American shad), 1684 nucleotides. RefSeq names its product CMRF35-like molecule 8. The transcript is spliced from 5 exons. Lineage: Eukaryota; Metazoa; Chordata; Actinopteri; Clupeiformes; Clupeidae. The record is from RefSeq and is a predicted model, not a curated record. The coding region runs from base 42 to 1004 and encodes 320 amino acids.